Hevea brasiliensis (rubber tree) is the source of this 2031-nucleotide messenger RNA. RefSeq names its product putative clathrin assembly protein At5g57200. The transcript has 15 exons. Bases 167 to 1894 code for a protein of 575 amino acids. The record is from RefSeq and is a predicted model, not a curated record. Gene Ontology annotation, cellular component: clathrin-coated vesicle; clathrin-coated pit. Lineage: Eukaryota; Viridiplantae; Streptophyta; Magnoliopsida; Malpighiales; Euphorbiaceae. Gene Ontology annotation, molecular function: 1-phosphatidylinositol binding; clathrin heavy chain binding; phosphatidylinositol-4,5-bisphosphate binding. Gene Ontology annotation, biological process: vesicle budding from membrane; clathrin-dependent endocytosis; clathrin coat assembly.
ACAAAAGCUCUCUUCUCUCUCCCUCUCUCAAAUCAAAACACAAAAAGAAAUCUUCAUAUCCUCAAAGGAUUUUUUUUUUUCUCUUUUUAUAAUUGUUAAGGAAAGUUUCUUUUUGUUUUGUUUUGUUUAUUUUCCGGGAAAAUAGUUGCAGAAGGGGAAAAUAAUCAUGGGGACAUUUACAAGCUUUAGAAAAGCUUAUGGAGCACUCAAAGAUACCACAAAGGUUGGGCUUGCAAAGGUUAAUAGUGAUUUUAAGGAAUUGGAUAUUGCAAUCGUAAAGGCCACCAAUCAUGUCGAGUGUCCUCCUAAAGAACGCCAUGUUCGAAAGAUCUUUUCAGCAACUUCAGUAGUACGUCCACGUGCAGAUGUGGCAUACUGCAUUCAUGCACUUGCCAAGAGACUAUCCAAGACGCGAAACUGGACUGUUGCAAUAAAGACAUUGAUCGUCAUCCAUCGAACAUUGAGAGAGGGAGAUCCUUCAUUUCGAGAAGAGCUUAUAAAUUAUGCACGCAGAGGAAAUAUUCUCCAAAUUUCAAAUUUCAAAGAUGACUCAAGUCCAGUGGCAUGGGAUUGCUCUGCAUGGGUUCGAACAUAUGCUCUAUUCAUAGAAGAAAGGCUAGAGUGUUUAAGGAUUUUGAAAUACGACAUUGAAGCUGAGCGUUUGAGAAAAUCAUCACUUGUAACAACCAAGGUACACAGUAGAACAAGGCUUUUAGAUCGAGAUGAAUUACUGCAUCAAUUACCUGCAUUACAACAACUUCUUUAUCGUCUAAUUGGUUGUCAGCCUGAAGGAGGAGCUUAUAGUAACUAUCUUGUACAAUAUGCCCUGGCCUUGGUAUUAAAAGAAAGUUUCAAAAUAUACUGUGCAAUUAAUGAUGGAAUCAUCAAUCUUGUGGAUAUGUUUUUUGAUAUGUCAAGGCAUGAUGCAGUGAAAGCAUUAAAUAUAUACAAGCGAGCUGCCCAACAGGCUGAACAUCUGGCUGAAUUCUAUGAAUAUUGCAAGGGUUUGGAGCUUGCUAGAAACUUCCAAUUUCCAACACUAAGACAACCUCCUCCAUCAUUUCUUGCAACAAUGGAAGAAUAUAUCAAGGAAGCACCUCAAACAGGUUCUGUCCGUAAGAGACUGGAAUACGAAGAGAGAGAAGAAUCAAUGCCAGAGAAGCAAGGAGAGCCUUCUUCAGAACCUAAAGAAGAAGUUGAAAAAGUUGAAGAUGAGGUUGAAACACCAGUAAACACGGAAGAAGAAGAAGUUCAACCUGAAGAAGAAGUGGCAGAAGCUCCACCAUUGAUAUCUACUGAUGAUAUUACUGGGGAUCUGCUUGGCUUGAAUGAAGUAAAUCCAAAAGCUUUAGAAUUAGAGACAAGCAAUGCAUUAGCCCUUGCAAUUAUUCCAGCUGGUGGUGAUCAUCCAUCUUCAUCGAAUCAUGCAUUGAGUGAAGUUGAUAGGCCAAAUGCAACAGGAUGGGAGCUAGCACUUGUUACCACACCAAGCACUAAUGCUAGCCACGCAGUGGAAAGCAAAUUGGCUGGUGGAUUUGAUAAGCUAUUACUUGAUAGCUUGUAUGAAGAUGACAAAGCAAGGAGACAAAUACAAUUGCAGAAUGCAGGUUAUGGACAUGGUGGAAUGGUUGAAAACAACCCAUUUGAACAACAAGACCCAUUUGUAAUGUCCAACAACACAGCACCACCACCAAGUGUACAAAUGGCAAUGAUGGCUCAAGAGCAACACCAAUACCAACAACAACAACAAAUGAUGAUGGUACCUUACCAAUAUCAAUAUCAAUAUCCUCAACGACAAAUGCAGCAAAUGGGUUCUUCAAAUCCUUUUGGUGAUCCUUUUGCAAAUCUUCCACAAAAUUCAAUACCUCAACAAGGAAACCAUAUGCUACUUUAGUAGUUAAUUUACUUCUUUUUUUUUUUCUUGGUUUCACUAUACUCCUUAAUUCUUGAAAAUAGGAGAAUCAUUUUGUUUGCUAUGAAGUUUGGUAUACUCAUUCUUUGUUUCUUAGUAAAUAAUAUAUUUAUAUGCAA